AUGGAUGCUCUAAACCAAACAAGAGUGGCUGAAUUCGUCUUCUUGGGACUCACUGAUAACUGGAUGCUGGAGAUACUGUUUCUCAUAGCGUUCUCUGUCACUUACGUGCUUACCCUUUCGGGAAACAUUCUCAUUGUGGUUACCAUAGUUUCCACUCCACGUCUUCACACCCCCAUGUAUUUCUUCCUGAGCAAUCUGUCCUUUAUUGACAUCUGCCACUCAUCUGUCACUGUGCCCAAGAUGCUGGAGGGUUUGCUUUUAGACAGGAAGACCAUUUCUUUUGACAACUGUAUUGCACAGCUCUUCUUUCUACAUCUUUUUGCCUGUGCUGAGAUCUUUCUGCUCACCAUUAUGGCAUACGAUCGUUACGUAGCUAUCUGUACUCCGUUACACUACCCUAACAUAAUGAACCUGAGGGUCUGUGUGCAGCUCGUCUUUGCGCUCUGGUUAGGGGGUACCAUUCACUCCCUGGUACAAACCUUCUUGACUAUUCGUCUGCCUUACUGUGGCCCCAAUAUUAUUGAUAGCUACUUCUGUGAUGUGCCUCCUGUCAUCAAGCUGGCCUGCACAGAUACCUACCUCACAGGAAUGCUCAUCGUGUCCAACAGUGGAACCAUCUCUCUCUCCUGUUUCUUGGCCUUGGUCACCUCCUACACGGUCAUCCUGGUUUCCCUUAGGAAACAGUCGGCUGAAGGGCGCCGGAAAGCUCUGUCUACGUGCUCAGCCCAUUUCAUGGUGGUUGCCCUCUUCUUUGGGCCAUGCAUAUUCCUUUAUACUCGCCCAGACACCAGCUUCUCCAUCGACAAGGUUGUGUCUGUGUUCUACACGGUGAUCACUCCUUUGCUGAAUCCCCUCAUUUAUACUUUGAGGAAUGAGGAGGUCAAAAGUGCCAUGAGACAGCUCAGACAGAAGCAUGUUUUUUUAAUGAAGUCACACACGUGA
Messenger RNA from Tupaia belangeri chinensis (Chinese tree shrew), 942 nucleotides. RefSeq names its product olfactory receptor family 4 subfamily E member 2 (gene OR4E2). The record is from RefSeq and is a predicted model, not a curated record. Gene Ontology annotation, molecular function: olfactory receptor activity; G protein-coupled receptor activity. The coding region runs from base 1 to 942 and encodes 313 amino acids. Gene Ontology annotation, cellular component: membrane. Gene Ontology annotation, biological process: G protein-coupled receptor signaling pathway. The transcript has a single exon. NCBI's taxonomy places the organism in Eukaryota, Metazoa, Chordata, Mammalia, Scandentia, Tupaiidae.